Salvia miltiorrhiza (redroot sage) is the source of this 820-nucleotide messenger RNA. Its product is annotated as GCN5-related N-acetyltransferase 1, chloroplastic. NCBI's taxonomy places the organism in Eukaryota, Viridiplantae, Streptophyta, Magnoliopsida, Lamiales, Lamiaceae. Gene Ontology annotation, cellular component: cytoplasm. Gene Ontology annotation, molecular function: N-acetyltransferase activity. The transcript has a single exon. The record is from RefSeq and is a predicted model, not a curated record. Bases 168 to 704 code for a protein of 178 amino acids.
ACAAUGAUUCACAUUUCCAUAAACUAGACUAAAAUAAAUGAAAAAUUGAAAUAGUUAGGGAGCUGCACAAUAAAGACACGGCAACAUGAAAACCACAAAUUCGAAAUCUCAUUUUUCAACAUUUAUCUAUCAUCAUAUUCGUAUACAAUAAAAUUAGUUUGCAAAAAAUGCUGGUCCACAAUCAAUUCCCCAUGACAUUAGCAGUCCGGCAGGCGAAGAAGCAGCGGCGGGUGUCCGCGACGGGCGGGUUCUCAGUGUCGGAUGAGUCCCUCUCCUCUCGCGGCUUCAGGUUCCACCGCAGCGCGGAGAAGCUGAACCUAGAGCACCUGAACUCGGUGUUCGCGGCCGUGGGAUUCCCGCGGCGCGACCCGGAGAAGAUCCGGGUGGCGCUGGAGCACACCGACCAGCUGCUGUGGGUGGAAUACGACAAAACUCAGCGGCCGGUGGCGUUCGCAAGAGCGACGGGCGACGGCGUCUUCAACGCGAUAAUAUGGGACGUGGUGGUGGACCCCAGCUUCCAAGGCUUCGGCCUGGGGAAGGCUGUCAUGGAGAGGAUCGUCACCGCCCUGUUAGACAAGGGGAUAACUAACAUCGCCUUGUAUUCGGAGCCCCGAGUUCUCGGCUUCUAUCGCCCUUUGGGCUUUGUGGCCGACCCGGAUGGCAUCCGAGGAAUGGUCUACUCUAGGAAACACAAAACUAAAUAGUUCUUUUUUAUUUUUUCACACCAAAUAAAUAUGUUUCCACCAUUUCACUUCUUUCCUUGUAUACAUUUAUCCAUUCUAAUUUUUUUUAUAACGACGUAUAUUUUUUUCAUCAUAAA